GUACAGUGGAUCAUUGUGUUGUAUAUUUUGGUGUAAGAUAGACCUUCAGUUUUAUUCGAUUUUCCCUCAUUUUCUCCCCUGAUUUUCCUCAAAAGUUAUUGGAAAAACACUAGAGAACAAUGUUACGCGUGUCUCAAUCAUUUCUGCGACGAGUUCGUGGGCCAGCAGCUCAGGAGAUGCGAAGAUGUCUGGCUGCGACACCUCAGGUGAAAGUCGAGGAGGGACGUCCAGAGCCCCAGACGACAACCAAGAACUACUCCUUCAUUUCCAACAUUUUCCGAGGAGAACUGGAAGCCUCUCAACUGUUUCCUUAUCCCAAUGUCCUGAACGAGGAGCAGACUGAGCACAUCGCUAGCUUCAUCGAUCCGGUGACAAAGUUCAUGACAGAGGUGAAUGACGCUGCGAAGAAUGACGAUCGAGCUAGCUUGGAUGAUGCCACAGCCGAUGGAUUCUGGGAUUUGGGGGCUUUCGCCCUUCAGGUGCCCGCUGAAAUGGGUGGUCUGGGCCUCAACAAUACGCAGUAUGCCAGGAUGUGCGAGGUCAUGGGAGCCUACGAUUUGGGAGCAGGCAUUGUCCUGGGAGCACAUCAGUCCAUUGGAUUCAAGGGUAUUUUGCUGUACGGAACGAAAGAGCAGAAGGAGAAGUAUCUUCCGCAAGUGUCCACGGGGAAGGUUUAUGCCGCCUUCUGCCUCACUGAACCCUCUUCCGGCUCAGACGCUGGAUCCAUUCGAUGUCGCGCCGUGAAGUCUCCUGAUGGACGUCAUUUCAUCCUCAAUGGCUCGAAGAUUUGGAUCUCCAACGGAGGCGUUGCUGAUCUCCUGACUGUUUUCGCACAGACUGAAGUGGAUGACCCGAAGACUGGCAAGAAAAAGGACAAAGUUACGGCUUUCAUUGUGGAGAGAGGAUUCGGAGGUGUCACGAACGGCCCUCCGGAAUCCAAAAUGGGUAUUAAAGCCUCAAAUACAGCCGAAAUCUUCUUCGAGGACGUGAAAAUCCCUGUGGAGAAUGUAAUUGGCGAGGUGGGAAAUGGCUUCAAGGUGGCGAUGAACAUACUUAAUAACGGUCGUUUCGGGAUGUCAGCAACGCUCUCCGGAACGAUGAGAGCUUGCAUCGAGAAGGCCACUGAACACGCCACUCAGAGAGUGCAAUUCGGGCAGAAGAUUAGCGAAUACAAGGGCAUCCAAGAGAAGCUGGCCAGAAUGUCGAUGCUCCAUUUCGCUGCUCAGUCGAUGGCUUACAUGAUAUCUGGCAAUAUGGAUUCUGGAAGUGUGGAUUAUCACCUCGAGGCGGCUAUCUCGAAGGUUUUCGCCUCUGAAGCUGCCUGGUAUGUGUGUGAUGAGUCAAUUCAAAUCCUCGGCGGAAUGGGCUUUAUGAAAUCCGCUGGACUGGAGAGAGUCCUCAGAGAUUUGAGAAUCUUCCGCAUCUUCGAGGGCACAAAUGAUAUUUUGCGGCUGUUCGUGGCUCUAACUGGAAUCCAGUAUGCCGGAUCACAUCUGAAGGAGCUUCAGCGCGCCUUCAAGAAUCCCGCUGCCAAUCUGGGUCUGAUUAUGCAAGAGUCUUCACGACGGGCCAUCCGCUCUCUCGGCUUCGGUGGCAUCGAUCUCAGUGGCUACGUUCAUCCGAAACUCCAGCCCGCCGCUAAGAAUGUGGCUGAGUGUAUAACUCUCUUUGGACAAACUGUGGAGUCACUGUUGAUAAAGUACGGCAAGAACAUCGUGGAGGAGCAGUUUGUUCUCAAUCGCCUGGCGGAUGCUGCCAUAGAUAUUUAUGCAAUGAGCGUGAUUCUUUCCCGUGUGAGUCGAAGUCUGAGUCAGGAGCUUCCUUCGGCGGAUCAGGAGCUUCUCAUGGCCGAUUGCUGGUCCGUGGAAGGUUCGGAGAGGGUGAAGAGCAACCUCAGGAAGACUAGCGCCAGCGCCUUCCUCGAGAUGUACGGAAAGAUGAGUCAGCAGGCCAAAAAUAUCUGUUCUGCAGGAGGAAUCGCUCAUACAAAUCCCUACAACAUUUCGUGAGGCUCUUCAGAACCUGUUUUUUACUUAACGUAUUCACAGCUCUCCUCGAACCCGCCAGUCCUCCAGAAUUUCCGUAAUGUAAAUACAUCCUUUCCCCCAGAGAGUGUCGGCUACAUUUCAAACAGUUUGUGAUACCCAUGCAACAAAUAAUACACCCUUCAAUCCAGGAAGAGGCGAACCAUUAAAUUAAAUUAAAGCAACACA
Phlebotomus argentipes is the source of this 2213-nucleotide messenger RNA. RefSeq names its product very long-chain specific acyl-CoA dehydrogenase, mitochondrial (gene Acadvl). Gene Ontology annotation, molecular function: very-long-chain fatty acyl-CoA dehydrogenase activity; fatty-acyl-CoA binding; flavin adenine dinucleotide binding. The transcript is spliced from 2 exons. Lineage: Eukaryota; Metazoa; Arthropoda; Insecta; Diptera; Psychodidae. The record is from RefSeq and is a predicted model, not a curated record. Bases 120 to 2009 code for a protein of 629 amino acids.